AUGGAUGAGGACAUUAAACAGAAAAUGGAAAGAUUACAACAAAACAGUAAAGAUGUACUAGACUUGUCUGCUGUAUUGGAACUGAAGCUUCUCGGCUUCAAUGAACAGAAGGAAAACAUGACUGGAUUCUCUGAGACAUUUGAGAGGCAGAAGGAAGUUCUCAAACGUCUCCUGUCAGAAACCAUCACAAAGAGAGAAGACAUGGAAAGUCAAUGGAAGCUAAUGGUUGACUCUGGAAAACAAGAUGUGGAGAAACUGAAGGAACAAAUGAACAAUGAAAGACAGGAUCUCCAAACGCUGAAAGACACCAUGAACACAGAGAAGCAAGAACUGGAGAACAUGAGAUCUGACAUCCAGAAACAAAAAGACAUCUUAGAACAAGCAGAAAACGACAUAAAAAACCAAAGUGAUGAGCUGGAAAUCUCAAAGAGUGAGCUCCAAAUAAAGAUGAAAGCUGCAAACGACCUGUUUGAUGAGAUAAAUCAAGAAAAAUCCAAACUGGGAGACCUGAGCUCCCAUGACCAAUCCCAAAGACAAAGACUUGAGGAGGACAUGGAAAGAAGGAACCUUGACCAAAAGGAAAUAGAGAGAAAGAACGAAGACUUGCAAAGACAAACACAAGAACUAGAAUUGGGCAGGAAACAAAUCCAAGCAGAAUGCGAAGAUUUGGAGGUUCUGAUGAGGUCUACAAACCAGAUGAAAGAAAAGGUUGAAGCUGAUGCUGCCAUGAUCUGUAAAGAACAAGAAGUGCUCAAUCAAAUAAAGAUGGACAAUGACAAAGACAGAGAAAUGCUUUCCAAUGAGCGGCAAAGAUUGGAGGGAGAAUGGUCACUGCUGAAAAUGAGAGAAGAGCAAAUCUUGAAUACAGAGAAGUCAACAGAAAGUCUGAGACUUAAACUCCUACACCUCAAAGAACGAAUGGAUGAGGACAUUAAACAGAAGAUGGAAAGAUUACAACAAAACAGUAAAGAUGUACUAGACUUGUCUGCAGUAUUGGAACUGAAGCUUCUCAGCUUCAAUGACCAGAAGGAAAACAUCACUGGAUUCUCUGAGACAUUUGGGAGGCAGGGGGAAGUUCUAAAACGUCUCCUGUCAGAAACCAUCACACAGAGAGACAACAUGGAAAGUCAAUGGAAGCUAAUGGUUGACUCUGGAAAACAAGAUGUGGAGAAACUGAAGGAACAAAUGAAGAAGGAAAGACAGGAUCUCGAAACGCUGAAAGACACCAUGAACACAGAGAAACAAGAGCUGGAAAACAUGAGAUCUGACAUCCAGAAACAAAAAGACAUGUUAGAACAAACAGAAAAUGACAUAAAAAACCAAAGUGAUGAACUGGAAAUCUCAAAGAGUGAGCUCCAAAUAAAGAGGAAAGCUGCAAAUGACCUGUUUGAUGAGAUAAAUCAAGAAAAAUCCAAACUGGGAGACUUGAGCUCCCAUGUCCAAUCGCAAAGACAAAGACUUGAGGAUGACAUGGAAAGAAGGAACCUUGUCCAAAAGGAAAUAGAGAGAAAGAACGAAGACUUGCAAAGACAAACACAAGAACUAGAAUUGGGCAGGAAACAAAUCCAAGCAGAACGAGAAGACUUGGAGGUUCUGAUAAGGUCGACAAACGAAAUGAAAGAAAAGGUCGAAGCUGAUGCUGGAAUGAUCUGUAAGGAACAAGAAGUGCUCAAUCAAAUAAAUAUGGACAAUGACAAAGACAGAGAAAUGCUUUCCAAUGAGCGGCAAAGAUUGGAAGGAGAAUGGUCACAGCUGAAAAUGAGAGAAGAGCAAAUCUUGAAUACAGAGAUGUCAACAGAAAAUCUGAGACUUAAACUCCUACACCUCAAAGAACAAAUGGAUAUGGACAUUAAACAGAAAAUGGACAGAUUACAACAAAACAGUGAAAAUGUACUAAACCUGUCUGCUGUAUUGGAACUGAAGCUUCUCGGCUUCAAUGAACAGAAGGAAAGCAUGACUGGAUUCUCAGAGACAUUUGAGAGGCAGAAGGAAGUUCUCAAACGUCUCCUGUCAGAAACCAUCACAAAGAGAAAAGACAUAGAAAGUCAAUGGAAGCUAAUGGUUGACUCUGGAAAACAAGAUGUGGAGAAGCUAAAGGAACAAAUGAACAAUGAAAGACAGGAUCUCCAAACGCUGAAAGACACCAUGAACACAGAGAAACAAGAGCUGGAGAACAUGAGAUCUGAAAUCCAGAAACAAAAAGACAUGUUAGAACAAACAGAAAACGACAUAAAAAACCAAAGUGACGAGCUGGAGAUCUCAAAGAGUGAGCUCCAAAUCAAGAUGAAAGCUGCAAACGACCUGUUUGAUGAGAUAAAUCAAGAAAAAUCCAACCUGGGAGACUUCAGGUUCCAUGUCCAAUCGCAAAGACAAAGACUUGAGGAUGACAUGGAAAGAAGGAACCUUGUCCAAAAGGAAAUAGAGAGAAAGAACCAAGACUUGCAAAGACAAACACAAGAAAUAGAAUUGGGCAGGAAACAAAUCCAAGCAGAACGAGAAGACUUGGAGGUUCUGAUAAGGUCGACAAACGAAAUGAAAGAAAAGGUCGAAGCUGAUGCUGGAAUGAUCUGUAAGGAACAAGAAGUGCUCAAUCAAAUAAAGAUGGACAAUGACAAAGACAGAGAAAUGCUUUCCAAUGAGCGGCAAAGACUGGAGGGAGAAUGGUCACAGCUGAAAAUGAGAGAAGAGCAAAUCUUGAAUACAGAGGUGUCAACAGAAAAUCUGAGACUUAAACUCCUACACCUCAAAGAACGAAUGGAUAUGGACAUUAAACAGAAAAUGGAAAGAUUACAACAAAACAGUAAAGAUGUACAAAACUUGUCUGCUGUAUUGGAACUGAAGCUGCUCGGCUUCAAUGAACAGAAGGAAAGCAUGACUGGAAUCUCUGAGACAUUUGAAAGGCAGGGGGAAGUUCUAAAACGUCUCCUGUCAGAAACCAUCACACAGAGAGAAAACAUGGAAAGUCAAUGGAAGCUAAUGGUUGACUCUGGAAAACAAGAUGUGGAGAAACUGAAGGAACAAAUGAACAAGGAAAGACAGGAUCUCCAAACGCUGAAAGACACCAUGAACACAGAGAAACACGAGCUGGAGAAUAUGAGAUCUGACAUCCAGAAACAAAAAGACAUGUUAGAAAUAGCAGAAAACGACAUAAAAAACCAAAGUGGCGAGUUGGAGAUCUCAAAGAGUGAGCUCCAAAUCAAGAUGAAAGCUGCAAACGACCUGUUUGAUGAGAUAAAUCAAGAAAAAUCCAACCUGGGAGACUUCAGGUUCCAUGUCCAAUCGCAAAGACAAAGACUUGAGGAUGACAUGGAAAGAAGGAACCUUGUCCAAAAGGAAAUAGAGAGAAAGAACCAAGACUUGCAAAGACAAACACAAGAAAUAGAAUUGGGCAGGAAACAAAUCCAAGCAGAACGAGAAGACUUGGAGGUUCUGAUAAGGUCGACAAACGAAAUGAAAGAAAAGGUCGAAGCUGAUGCUGGAAUGAUCUGUAAGGAACAAGAAGUGCUCAAUCAAAUAAAGAUGGACAAUGACAAAGACAGAGAAAUGCUUUCCAAUGAGCGGCAAAGACUGGAGGGAGAAUGGUCACAGCUGAAAAUGAGAGAAGAGCAAAUCUUGAAUACAGAGGUGUCAACAGAAAAUCUGAGACUUAAACUCCUACACCUCAAAGAACGAAUGGAUAUGGACAUUAAACAGAAAAUGGAAAGAUUACAACAAAACAGUAAAGAUAUACAAAACUUGUCUGCUGUAUUGGAACUGAAGCUGCUCGGCUUCAAUGAACAGAAGGAAAGCAUGACUGGAAUCUCUGAGACAUUUGAAAGGCAGGGGGAAGUUCUAAAACGUCUCCUGUCAGAAACCAUCACACAGAGAGAAAACAUGGAAAGUCAAUGGAAGCUAAUGGUUGACUCUGGAAAACAAGAUGUGGAGAAACUGAAGGAACAAAUGAACAAGGAAAGACAGGAUCUCCAAACGCUGAAAGACACCAUGAACACAGAGAAACACGAGCUGGAGAAUAUGAGAUCUGACAUCCAGAAACAAAAAGACAUGUUAGAAAUAGCAGAAAACGACAUAAAAAACCAAAGUGGCGAGUUGGAGAUCUCAAAGAGUGAGCUCCAAAUCAAGAUGAAAGCUGCAAACGACCUGUUUGAUGAGAUAAAUCAAGAAAAAUCCAACCUGGGAGACUUCAGGUUCCAUGUCCAAUCGCAAAGACAAAGACUUGAGGAUGACAUGGAAAGAAGGAACCUUGUCCAAAAGGAAAUAGAGAGAAAGAACCAAGACUUGCAAAGACAAACACAAGAAAUAGAAUUGGGUUGA
Molecule: messenger RNA, 4311 nt
Organism: Cololabis saira (Pacific saury)
Lineage: Eukaryota; Metazoa; Chordata; Actinopteri; Beloniformes; Belonidae
Product: kinesin-like protein KIF20B
Exons: 2
Coding region: 1-4311 (1436 amino acids)
Source: RefSeq, a predicted model, not a curated record